This is a messenger RNA of Colletotrichum acutatum, 945 nucleotides long. RefSeq names its product NmrA-like family protein. Lineage: Eukaryota; Fungi; Ascomycota; Sordariomycetes; Glomerellales; Glomerellaceae. The transcript is spliced from 2 exons. The coding region runs from base 1 to 945 and encodes 314 amino acids. The record is from RefSeq and is a predicted model, not a curated record.
AUGGUCAACGUCGCAAUCGCAGGCGGCACCGGUGCCGUAGGCCGCACUCUCAUCGAAGUGUUAGCCACGCAGACAAAACACCAAGCCUUCAUCCUCUCCCGCAAGGCCCCCAGCCCAGGAGAGACUCCCCUGGCCCCAACGUUCGAGAUAGACUACGCAAACGUUGACGCCCUCAAGACGUUCCUCGAAGAACACGAUAUUCAUACCGUCAUCAGCGCAUUCGGCAUCACCGCCACGUCCCUCGCGACGUCGCAGCUGAACCUCAUCAAGGCGGCAGAUCUCUCGUCCGCGACGAAGCGGUUCAUCCCUAGCUCGUUCGCAAUGCGGUAUCCCGAAGACGGCGUCGCCCUCCUCCCACCGCUGGAACACUACUUCACCUCCCUCCGCGCCCUCUCCCAGACAAACCUCGAAUACGCCGCCGUCCACAACGGCACAUUCUUAGAGUACUUUGCUCCCCCCGCCCUCAAAUCCCACCACCCGCAUAGCACAAUCGUCCUCGACAUCGCCCACGCCGCCGCUGCGAUCCCAGGCGACGGCAACACCCCCGUGACAUUCACAUACACCUUUGACGUGGCGCGCUACGUCGUCGCGGCGCUGGACCUCCCCACCUGGCCCGUAGACCACGAACUUCGCAUCGUGGGCGACGAACUCACCUUUAACGAAUUCGUCAAGCUGGCCGAGGAGAUCAAGGGCGAAAAGUUUAGUGUGGUCUACGAUGACGUGGAAAAGCUGAAGAGGUCCGAGAUUUCAGAGUUACCCGGCCACGAGGCGUCGUAUGCGCAGUUCCCCAAAGAGAGGUUACAGUGGUUCCUGUCGAUUUUUGAGCUGUGGAUGGCGACUGGCUUGGGGAAGGUCGAGGGCGGAAAGGGGUCGUUGAAUGAGCUGUUUCCUGAGAUUAAGCCUUUGACUGUGAGGGAGAUGUUGGAGAAGUAUUGGAAGGCAUAA